Sitodiplosis mosellana (orange wheat blossom midge) is the source of this 3545-nucleotide messenger RNA. RefSeq lists its product as uncharacterized. The record is from RefSeq and is a predicted model, not a curated record. Bases 347 to 3472 code for a protein of 1041 amino acids. Gene Ontology annotation, molecular function: iron ion binding; heme binding; monooxygenase activity. Lineage: Eukaryota; Metazoa; Arthropoda; Insecta; Diptera; Cecidomyiidae. The transcript is spliced from 10 exons.
ACUAUUGAAAUAUCAGCUGAAGUUAAACUGGUUACGCUUGAACUUUGAACAAUCUCAUUGGUUUUCGGUAAUUCUAAAUAUUUGUUUUUAUUUUAGUCUAUAACGUGUUAUUUACCGCACGCUAAUCUUCGAUACGACUGAUUCGUUAAUCCAACAGCAUCAUAGUAAAACUUAACAAUUGAAAAAGGAAUGACUUGCAGUUGUUGGUCAACGUUAAAGUUUUAUUUAAAAAAAAGAAUAAAAUCGAAUAUAAAUUGCUGCGCAUAGUAUUCGAUAUUGCGCAGUAAAUGAAAUACGAUUGAAAGAAUACGAAGUGUUGGUGAAGUGUUAAAAUUGAGCAUAAACUAUGGCAUUGUUGACUGAGAGUUGGGCAAUUGACAUUUUGACUAUUUUGAUUGGGGCACUUACCUUGGUGUAUUUAUUUUUCAAACGAACCUACACGUACUGGGAGCGGAAGGGAAUUAAAGUAUUGCCGGGGAAGAGUUAUUUGUUCGGCCACUUCUCAAAGACAGUGUCGCAAAAAGAGUUUGUUGGUAACGAAGUGAAAGGUCUUUAUGACAGCACAAAUGAACCAUUCAUUGGAAUCUAUAGCAUACUUCGGCCGAUAUUGCUGGUGCGCAAUACUGAUCUUAUUCGAUCGAUUCUAAUCAAGGAUUUCACACAUUUUACUGAUCGUGGUGUUUAUUGCAACGUAGAAUAUGACCCAUUAUCCGGACAUCUAUUUGCCUUGCCAGGUGAUAGUUGGAAAAAACUUCGUAGCAAAUUAACACCCGCCUUUACUUCGGGCAAGCUCAAAGCAAUUUUUUCAACGCUACUUGACUGCGGUUCAACGUUACAAAAUUACUUGGAAAAAUUAGUUGAUAAAAAUGAAUUGCUUGAUGCACGCGAGAUUGCUGCCUGCUACACAACAAAUGUUACAGCUUCGGUGGCAUUUGGAAUCGAUGUGGACACAAUUAAUGAUCCGAAUAAUGAUUUUCGUGUUUGUGGUCGUAAAAUUUUUAGCAUAAACAUACGUAAUAUAAUUCGAUCGUUUUUGUUCUUCAAUGCACCGCAAAUUAUGAAAUUUCUCAUGAUGAAAGUGGCUGAACCAGAAGUAGAGACAUUUCUACGCAUGAUUACAAAGCAAAAUUUAGAGUAUCGUGAGCAGAACAAUGUAAGCCGCAAAGAUAUAUUUCAGUUGCUAGUGCAGUUGCGUAAUACAGGAACGAUUCAGUUGGACGACCAAUGGGAUACGGUGAUAGAAACCGAUCAGAAACAAAAAACACUGACCGAAGACGAGAUUGCCGCACAGACAUUUGUUUUCUUCCUCGCUGGCUAUGAAACGUCAUCGACUACUCUCUCAUUUUGUUUGUAUGAAUUGGCCAAAAAUCUGGAUGUUCAACAGCGCGUUCAUAGCGAAAUCGACGAAAUUUUACUGAAGCACGACGGAAAAUUAACAUAUGAAUCCAUUUCCGAAAUGAAGUUAUUGGAGGCUUGUAUGGAUGAGACCUUACGGAAGUAUCCAGUAUUGCCGCUAAUAAAUAGACAAUGCGUCAAAGAGUAUCAAAUUCCUGGGACCAAUCAUAUUAUUGAGAAAGGCGUGCACUUGUAUAUUCCUGUGCUUGGAUUGCAAAUGGAUGAAAAAUAUUACGAGGAACCAGAAAAAUUCAUCCCCGAUCGAUUUAUCGAUGAAAAUUCAGCCGGAAAGAACAUUUCGAAUAAACCGUACCUCCCCUUUGGCGAUGGACCGCGAAAUUGCAUAGGCAUGCGUUUGGGAAAACUGCAAACAAAAGUCGGACUGGUCAUGAUGCUACAGAAGUUCCGAUAUGAAUUAACCGAGAAAGGCAAAAAUACCGACAUGGAAUUCGAUCCGAAAUUCUUUUUCAUAAUGCCAUUGGCUGGAAUUAAUUUACAUGUUUCAAAAAGAAAUAUGGCUAUUCUAACUAGUAGUUGGACAGUCGAUUUCUUGGCACUUUUGAUUGGUGCGCUGACAGUGCUUUACUUGAUUAUCAAACGCAAUUAUUCGUAUUGGGAGCGAAAAGGUUUCAAAACUCUUCCGGGUUUCAAUCAUAUCGUAGGCCAUUUCAAAAAGAACUUAUUGGGAAAAGAAUCUUUGGCCGAUUUCUCCACGAGACUAUACCGCAGCACGAAUGAAGCGUACAUUGGAAUCUAUGGAUUGAUGCGGCCGAUGCUGUUGGUGCGCGACCCAGAGCUCCUUCGUUUGAUUAUGAUCAAAGAUUUUACGCACUUUACCGAUCGCGGACUUCAUUCGAAUGAAGAAUAUGACCCAUUAUCCGGACAUCUAUUUGUAUUACCAGGUCAAAAGUGGAAGAAUCUACGGGGAAAAUUGACACCUACAUUUACCUCAGGGAAGCUAAAGUCGAUGUUUUCUACGCUGCUUGAUUGUGGUUCGACGUUGCAGAAUUAUUUAGAAAAGUUAGCCAACAAGGGUGAAAUGCUUGAUGUGCGUGAGAUCUCAGCCGCACACUCAACAAAUGUCAUUGCCUCCGUUGCCUUUGGAAUCGAUGUGGACACGAUUAAUGAUCCGAAUAAUGAUUUCCGUAAAUAUGGACGUAAAAUUUUUGAAUCAAAUUUUUGGAAUAAUUUGAAAGGACUCAUCGGAUUUGUUGCGCCAAAACUGAUGUCCUUCUUGCGGCUCAAAGCAUUUGACGCGGAUGUUGAAAAAUUCAUCAUGUCGGUGGUGAAACAGAAUUUAGAAUAUCGAGAGAAAAAUAACGUUUCGCGGAAAGAUUUCUUCCAACUGCUGAUUCAGCUUCGAAAUACGGGAUCAGUUCAGUUGGACGAUCAGUGGGAUACUGUGAUCAAAGCUGACGAAACCCAAAAGACCAUGACAUUGAACGAAAUCGCCGCACAAACUUUCGUCUUCUUUGCAGCUGGAUUUGAAACAUCUUCGACUACACUCUCAUUUUGUUUGUAUGAAUUGGCAAAAGAUCCGAAAAUUCAGCAGAGAGUGCACGAAGAGAUUGACAUCGUUUUGAACCAACACAACGGCCAAAUUACCUAUGUAUCCAUUUCAGAUAUGAAGUACUUGGAGGCCUGCAUCGACGAGACUCUUCGUAAAUAUCCUGUGGUCCCUUUGCUUCAACGUGAAUGUGUCAAGGACUAUCCAAUCCCCGGCACGGACAAAGUUAUCGAAAAAGGCGUUGAAAUAUUCAUUCCAGCAUUCGCAAUCCAACACGAUCAGAAAUAUUACGAAAACCCAGAAAAGUUCGAUCCCGAGCGUUUCAAUGAAGAAAAUUCAGCCGGAAAAAAUAUAGUGAAUAGGCCGUACAUUCCAUUUGGUGUAGGUCCAAGGAAUUGCAUCGGACUGAGAAUGGGAAAGAUGCAAACCAAAGUCGGUCUGGUUUUGAUGUUACAAAAGUAUCGAUUUGAAUUGGAAGAGAGAUUGAAGAAAAAUGAAUUCAAAUUUGACCCGCACGUGUUUUUGUUAAGUCCCCUUGGCGGCAUUAACCUUCACAUUAUCAAGCGAUAAACAUUUUAUUUAUCGGUUAAUUGACUACUAGUUGAUAAGGAUUAAAUCACAUUAUUAUACUUUGACAAACACA